GCUGUUGAGAAAUUUCAAAUAUUUUAUGCUUAUCGUUAAUAUACGGAAAUGUUGUUAACGUUAUGUUCAAAUAUUUACAAUGAAUCAAUAUUGAAAUUAGUUUGCACGUAAUAAGUUCAAAGCUAUUAGUAAAUAGCUAUUUUCAUAUUUAUAUCGUUAGAAAUUAAUUUAUCGCGUUUAUGCAAGCAAUUGCCUUUGUGAGAGAAAGAAGACGAUACAUUCUUCGUGGAACAUAAUCGAAAAUGAUUCAUAUUCUAGCGUUUUGAAUGAUUCAAUUGAACGUGGUGUUAGAACUAGACUGUAGUGAACAAACUUUACGAUAGAUAAACGCUAGUUCUUAUUUCAGAUCCGAAUGGGUAAUAUCGGAAGCCGGAAACUUUAAAAUGCCUCAUGUUAUUAGCCGAAUCCUGCUGUUAAAUCUUGUGUUCUUCGUGUUGUGUAUCAGUGACUGUAUCGUGUCCGAGCCCUAUACUGAGCGGCUCCGCAUCUUUGGUCCGCGAAUUGUGCCAGAGUACAGCGCACUGGCGUUGGAAUGUGAAGCUGCAGUACAUGAUGUCCAAAACGAAAGCGUAAAUUGGUACUUUUCGGACAACAUGAAUCCUGUAAAACUAAAUACAAACAUGCUGAACACAACAAUCAAUGGGAAAAGUGUACUACAAAUCAAGUCCGUGUUGAGACAACAGACUAACAUAUUUUACUGUUGUUUGGGAAAUUCUACAACCAUUUGUGCUACACACAGCGUGAUCGUUCUAUAUACAACAUUAGAUCAACAUAUAAUGCGCCUCAACGAUGCAAGCGGUGUUCUUUUGCUCACCCAAUCCCCAGAAAGUCCACCAAAGCAAUAUAGCCAUUUAGGUUUUGCUUUAUGUUUGCGUUACAGAUGGCAGUUGGAAAAUGUAGAAAUCAUUUCCUCCUUCGACACCGUCGCUUCCGAUAGUUUUUAUAACGACUCUAUCGAAGAGGAGAAUGAUGACAAGCAUCUAUGGAAGCACAUUUAUUACAACGUGGAAUAUAAUGCACUUAACGGCAAUCGAUUUUUUGAGAUCAAAUUUACUAACAACGUGUCCCACACAACAUAUUAUUUGUAUCUUUCUUUAAACGGUGCAGUGAACUGUUAUGCUACUAGGCAUGAUAGUGCAUUACUUACACGUGUAUUUUACAUUGCAGGAAAACCUAAACCGAAAAUGGAUGAUAUGAUAUUUUUAUCAGACGCGGAAAUGAUCGAAUUACGAUGUUGGGGUAUAGCAAUUCCUGUGCCAAAAGUGACCAUUUCCUUCACACCAUGUCCAUCGCUUGAGUGGAACAACUGCAACAAAUCAACGGUGACUCUAGCGGAGUCAAUCUCCUACAGCAGCAGCACGUGCUUUUUCAAUGAAAGUGUGCAAGUACCCGGUCAAUAUUUAACAUCCGGAAUAGUGCACUGCACAGCUACAAAUACCGAAGGUACCUCCUGCACGCGUUCUAAACUGUUACAACGCAACCAGCGAGACGUCAUGAUGUUGUUAAAGUUACGUCCGAGCACCGUGAUCUAUACUGGCGAUUCAAUCACCGUCCAAUGCUUCGUAGAUCGUUACAACUUCACCAACAGUUUCACAUUCCGUGCCAAAAAUGAACGACAUAAAGUGCUGGGACAGCAAGACAAUUUCAAUUGGGUGGCAAAUUUCACGGUCAAUAAUCUUACUAUACACGACAACGAAAUAGAAUGCCAAUCGAUGCAUAACAAUGGUACUUUGGUAAAGAAAGUUUUAAAUUUUACAAUUGUACGACCGUAUAUAAAUGCUCAGCAAACGGUGAGACAUGUAAUAGCUAAAUCGGACAUACCACUGCUUCUGACCUGUAAUGCAACCGGUAGGCCUGUGCUACAGUAUCGGUGGUUAAAAAAUGACCUUCAACUUCCCAACACAAACUUUAUGAUUGUGAUAAAUGCAUCAGAAGAUGAUGAGUUUGAUUGCUACGCCAGUAACAGAGCAGGAGAGGUCAGGCUAAGGUGGGUAAUAUCAAAUUCUACUCAAGCUAGUAUCGACUUCACUUAUCAAUUAGCACAGGCAGUUACGCUAUUCCUAGUAGUGACAAUGGGUCUCGUUUGGUGUUAUUUUAUAGCUGAAGAGCUAUGUACACUUAUUAAACUUCAAAGAGCCAUCAGGAAUCGUGAACUAUAUCCGUAUUACUAGUACUCAAAACAGCACUAAGUAUUCCCAAUAAAGUAUUUUAUUACUAUCGAUCUCUCAAUUUUAUUCUUGUUGUACAAAAUCCCCUUACUUGACUUGACUCCCCUUAGGACUUUGAUCUUUAAAGAAUCUGGUCACACUCUGUAUCACUUUUGUCCACAAGGAGUUUCCGAUUACAGUGGGAGAUAUCAGCCCGCAACACUGGGCGACCAAAGUUCAAGUUCGAUUCCAUGUCAUUGAUUACAGGUACACCGAGAGAUACGAGAAACCAUUUCUUGCGACUCAACCAAAUGGCGCUGAGUGAAGAAGCGUGUAACCGCACAAGCAUUCCAAGCCCAUAAUCCCAGUGCUAAGGAAAAUUUGUUGUAAACAUUGAGGUGGUAACAUUAUUAAUUACCG
Messenger RNA from Anopheles funestus (African malaria mosquito), 2567 nucleotides. RefSeq lists its product as uncharacterized. The record is from RefSeq and is a predicted model, not a curated record. NCBI's taxonomy places the organism in Eukaryota, Metazoa, Arthropoda, Insecta, Diptera, Culicidae. The transcript has 4 exons. Bases 384 to 2171 code for a protein of 595 amino acids.